This is a messenger RNA of Rhopilema esculentum, 7847 nucleotides long. RefSeq lists its product as uncharacterized. Gene Ontology annotation, cellular component: plasma membrane. The record is from RefSeq and is a predicted model, not a curated record. Gene Ontology annotation, molecular function: protein binding. NCBI's taxonomy places the organism in Eukaryota, Metazoa, Cnidaria, Scyphozoa, Rhizostomeae, Rhizostomatidae.
UUAGUAUUAUACUUGUCUAUAUUUUCAUAUAGAUAAGCAUGAAGUUAAAGAGAAAUACUUUUUGGAAAUCAAAUAUUUCCAUCAUGUUUCUCGGGUCAUCAUUUUUUAAUUUUUAUUUAUUUACUCAGGUUAAAACUAUUAACUAUAUAUACAUAAAUUGCCAUGGAUCACUUCGCUAUUCCUUCUAAGAUUUAAUCAUGAAAAGUCACAAUUCAAAGAAGAAAGACAACGGAAUGAAGGGGGCCUGUCAAUCUCCACUGCAGGUUCCUCAACAAGCUACUGUACGCAACAGGAAUUCUAUCAGAGUGGGAACGUGGAAUGUAAGAGCCCUGUAUCAAAGUGGGAAGUUGAAAAACGUGAAAGAAGAGAUGAUGAGACUUAACAUCAAUAUUUUAGGUAAUGGCCAAAUAAUGGGGACUUCAUGAUAGAUGGCUAUAGAAUGAUUUAUGCAGGUGAGGCAGGGCCGCCGGACGCAGGUUUCAACAGGGGGGCACAAAUAUCUUUUUUUCGAAACAUUAGUAAGUGCCAGAAAUGGUACAGAUUUCAUGGUAAUUAAGAAAUUUAGAAAUUUAGAAAUUUCAUUGAAAAAAUACACGCAAUCUAUUUAUCGAAAGGGGCACUUGUUUAUACUUUUUGCAAACAGGGGGGCCUGUGCCCCCGUGGCCCCCUGGCCCCGGCGGCCCUGUGAGGACAAUCAUUAAAAAGGUGUAGGACUUUUAAUGGUAGCAAUAUUUCAAAAUGAUUGAUGGGAUACUGGGCCGUUAGUGAGUGAGUUCUCCUUGUCAAGUUGCAUGGUCAGACUUUUAAUAUAUCAAUAAUAGUGGCAUACGCGCCUACUACAGAAAGUUCAGAAGAUGAGAUUGAUAACUUAUACGAAUGAGAAAACAAAGGCCCAAUGUAAAUCAGAUGAAAUCAAUAUUGUCAUGGGCGAUCUGAAUGCAAAAAUUGGUAGUGGAAAAGAUGGUAAAACAGUAGGGCAGUAUGGAAUUGGGGCAAGAAAUGAGCAUGGAGACAGAUGGGUACAAUGGUGUGAGAUGAAUGGCAUGGGAAUUACCUUUCGUUUUCGUGUUUACUUUGCAAAGCAAAAAUAUCGUAGAGACUUUGAAUCCGCCAAUGCUUCUCUGCAAACUGAUGCUACGUGGUACUUGUUCGUGUGGAAAGACAGAUCCUGUAUAGAAAAAAAACGUCCGAAAAAAGAAUCUGAGAAGUCAAAUCAAGAUGGAGAGUUUGAGAUUGACUUUGCUGCUGGUGACAUGGCUGUAUAUUUCCCAUCUUGGCACAUUGGGAUAUCAGUGCCCAAAACGUUGCAAGUGUUCUCAAAUUACUGUCCAGUGUAUUGGUGCUGGCCUAAAGACACUACCAUCAGAGAUUCCAUCAUCCAUUCGCUAUCUUGAUCUUUCUAAAAACCCAUCAAUAAAGUUCCAAAACAAUUCCUUUGCUCGAUUUACACAGCUAAAAACGCUAAUCUUACGAGAUUGCUCUUUAAAGAAUCCGUUCAUUCUUCCAAAGAGCCUCCGAAAAAUUGACAUGUCGGGUAACCAGUUAUCUGUUCAAGCAGUGGAGGAAUUCUUCAGAGACGAGCGAGCACCUAACCUCAUUGCCAUAUUUUUAAACUACAAUAAAAUUAUCCUAGAUGGAAAGUUUUCGAUCUUUCCCAGAUCCGUCAUCAACUUAAACCUUCAAAGUAAUAUUCUCCAGAAAAUUGAAAGGAAUGAUUUGAAUACAUUGAAGAAUCUCCGGUUUCUUAUUCUGAUACAGAUGGGUUUGCUAAGCAUUGCCAAGGGGUCAUUUGAUCAGCUUAAGGAUCUUAAGAGACUUGAUUUGACUGGAAACAAAUUAUCUUUUUUGCCAAAUAAACUAUUUCAACGCAACAGAAAACUAAACAGCAUCAUUAUAAAAGAAAACUGUUUAAAGGCAGUGCCAGAUCUUAAUGGCAUUACAAGCCUGACUGAUCUUGACUUGAAAAGCAACUCACUUAGAGUGGCAAUGAAUUUAAAUAUAAGUUUCAUUGCCUAUCUAGAUUUGUCAUUCAACAAUAUCACGUCGUACAACUUGUCAGGAAUGGGAGUCUUCUAUCUAGAUCUAUCACACAACCAAAUCGAAAACAUUGAAAAUACUGCUUUUCCUAAGUUGCUAAAGAAAGUAUCUGGCAUUUAUUUGCAAAGUAAUAACAUUAAGAGUAUUGCGGUUGAUGCGUUUGAAGGUUUUGAAUCCAUUGGAGAGCUGUUUCUUCAUCGAAAUCGACUCAAGAGCCUGCCAAAAGGCAUUUUCAGAUGUUUAUCCAUGAAUAAACUGUUCCUGUUUGCCAACGAACUGAGCACCGUCGAUGGCAUCUUUCAGGAUGUGAAAAGACCCCCUUACCAACUCUUAUUGUUUGGAAACAAGUUGAAGUCUAUUAGAAGCUCAGACUUUCAGAAGAUGCCGAACGGUUCGCAGAUUUACAUAUCAUGUAACAAUCUCGACGAAGUUCCAAACCAUUUUGAUAUAAAGCCUAAAGUGAUUUGCAGCCCAACUAGAAAACUGGUAAUAAAAGCAUCACAAGGAUUUUUGAAAAAUGAUGGCUUUCAAUGUUUCAAAAGUAAAAUAGAGAAAUACAGUUUUGACUGCAAGCCAUGUCCAGUUGGCUACUACUGCAAUGAUGGCUGUAUUGCUUGCCCUGCUGGGGCUUUCUAUCAGGACGAAAUGGCAGCCAUUGCAUGCAAGCCCUGUCCACUAGGCCAGUUUGUGUCACUAGAUAAAGCACCAGGCAAAAGUCCAUUGCAAUGUCUCACAUGCCCUUUUGGGACAAAUACAAACAGCUCUGCAGCUUAUCGCGCGUGUAAAUGUUUGCCUGGUUUUGCAAGAAGUCGUCGUUUUCAAGGAUGCACAAAAUGUACCCAAGAAGGGUUUUCCUGUCAAACAGAUUACAAGGAAUUGACUAAAGGCUAUUGGAUGUCGUGGCAAACAAUGCGAUCUGAAUCAAAUACAUCUUGCAAGAUUUUGUACAAGGCGUUUAUGCAGAAUCUGGAUACAAAGAACGAUACAUAUGACCGAGCUACAAUCAAGUACGAUUGUCACAUGCCCACUGCACACAAAUGCCCGCUUCAAGGCUCCUGCCUUGGUGGCAUAGAGGCUGAUUGUAAGCGAGGCUACACUGGAAUAUUGUGUGCAGUUUGUCAGGGGGGAUACAUGAAAAACUUUGAUAAAUGCACUAAAUGUCCCUCUUCAGUCAUUGCAGCGGUGCAGUGUGUUGCAUUCUUUUUGGCGUUUGUUUUUAUUUGCUGGUUAAUGUCCAAAGUUGAUAAAGUGAAACUCGCAGGAAACGAUAGCAAAACAUUUGCUGAUUUAAUUCUGUCAACAUUGAAAAUCCUCAUUGGUUUUUAUCAAGUGCUAGUUGGCAUCAUACACGCUCUUCCAAACAUUCAUUGGCCUGGAAAUCUUACAAAAGCUGUCAGAGUUUUUGAAUUUAUUCAGUUCUCGAUCUUCCAUAUACCUGCUUUGCAUUGCAUAAAGCGAGAAUGGCGCAUGGACGCCAUCAAGGAAUUCUGGUUUGCCAUCAUUGCCAACGCGACUGUUCCCUUCAUAAUUUUUAUUUACACAGCAAUCAAAUCACUUUGCUCUUACUGUUGUGUUAGGGAUACAGUGGAGUUCAGAAAGAAGCUUAGGGAGAACGUUCAGCAAUGCCUUGAGGCCAUAUUUCUGUUCCUUUUCGCGACCUACCCCUUGACAUCAAGCAAGAUAUUCCAAAUCCAACCCGCCAGCUGCCAUGCAUUCUGUACAUCGGAAAAGGACGGGCAGUGCUUGCACAGAGUCUCGUACCUGCGAUCGGAUUACCGUGUUAGCUGUACAUCAGGCACGAGUGAUGACGUCAUUGUAACCAAUGCUGCAUACGCGGCCUUAAUUUUGCCCCUUGGCUUUCCUUUGCUGCUGUUUCUUCUUCUCUGGCGGUUAGCUCCCAAAAAGAACCACACUGAUGAUGCACAGCGGCAGCAGCCCGCCGGGUCAAUUAACGAUGAUGGCGAGGAGGCAGCUGCGGAGGAGUCUGUUGUAGCCGUGGCGCUUAGACUCUUCUACGGCAACUACAAGCCGGAGAGCUGGUACUGGGAGGUGACUGAAAUGGUUCGAAAACUGAUCAUCAGCAUUGCAAGUGCUUUGGUCCUGCACAACAUAAAGAUAGGGUUGUUUGGGCUGAUAAUCUUAAGCAUUUUGUUCGCUGUUGCUCAUGCUCGGAUGUGGCCGAUGAAAGACAAGUUUGACAACUUGAUGCAGUUACUGGCUCUAGUGAUUGUAGCGGUGAAUCUGUGCUAUGGUGUAACACAAAACAGUGCGAUUGGUGAUGACGAAAUUCUCGAGCAAAGCAAAGACAAGUGGGGACUUGGCGUUAUGCUAGUCUCCCUCAACUCCCUGCUGUUUGUGCUGUUGUUUGGUCGAUUGUUUUGGGAGAUUUUAAAAAAAAUCUGCAAUUCUAGACUUUGUGAAACCUCAUGCUCACAAUUUGGUGCAUAUUCCCGUAAUGGUGACCUUUCUGAAAACCUUUUAGAGGGUAACGGAAGUGAUAUCAUUCUUUAGUUUUUUUAUCAGAUUCACCUCGUUAUCUUCUACCUCUGAGGUUUAUAUCAAAAACAUAGUCCCUAGUACUUUACAAUAGAGAACUUUGAAGGUUUUGUGCAACCGGCAUGCUUUGCGACUAUUUUCUAACUCGAACUCACUAAUUACGCAAGAGCCGUAACCGUAACUAUGACUACUUCACAACACGUGUAGUUGGCAGCCGUUGUUGAUAAGUUCAUGUGUUUUUAAUCUCUGAUUUAUAUCGAUGUGGAUAUUUUUCAAGGUAGAAGAUAUUUUAGUGGCUUUAUACCAAAUUUGGACAUUGUUUUGAUACAGAACUAUAUUCAUUGGCUAAUCUCAUGUAGUAAUUUGUAUUAAGAUUUGCACCAUUAUUUCAGUAUAUUUGUCUAGCAGUGAUUUUAAACCGAUUAGAAAAGUUUGAAUUCCCUCAUGUUUCUAUUUGAACAAGGCCAAGAGUCCAAACAUUUUCCAAACCACUCUUUCAAUAGACAUUAUUUGUUACAAGUUCAUUAAUCCAUAUAACUAAGGUAUAAAUAUAAGUGCAUGAAAAGGGAAUAUAUAAUAUCAGAGUAUAAAGGGGAGUAUGGAACUUGAAUGUUUGCUAAUUAAGUAUGCAUACUCAGAUUAAAUACAAGAGACAUAGAACUUUGUAAAAGCAUUGAAAGCCAAAGUUUAGUAUGCUUUUAUUCCGACACUCAUCAGAGUAUAAACGUCACAUAAUGGCAAAGGGUGACCAAGUACAAAUCAAAACACAGACGAAAUACUUAGUAAUUUGCUUUUAUAUUCCCUUUAUACAGUAGCACAAAAAUCGAUUGUCUUCUUCAACAUGUGACCAACUAUUCUGUAGGAACGCAUUGUGUUAUAUGAUUAAUAACUUGCAACCUAUUAUACUUGUAUGCAUGUUAAAGUAAAUAGGGCCUAACAUGCUAGGAACAGUGGAUUGGUAUUCGAUUUUUGUGCUACUGUAUAAAGGGAAAAUAAAAGCAAAGUAAAUAGAAAAAUGUUUGAAUUAAUAAUUGACUGCAUGUUAAAGUAAAUAGGGCCUAACAUGCUAGGAACAGUGGAUUGGUAUUCGAUUUUUGUGCUACUGUAUAAAGGGAAUAUAAAAGCAAAGUAAAUAGAAAAAUGUUUUAAUUAAUAAUUGACUGCAUAUUUCUUUUCAUUGUAAACAGUUUUUUCUAUCAAAUAAAAUUUACAAUACGAUUUUACUAAAAUCGUAAGUCCUGAUUAGUUGGCCUCAACCGGCACCAACCGGCCCAACCGUUUCUUACUUGUUCGGGAGACGAAGCCUUUGUUCCGAAACAAUACCGUCUUAAACCAAUCAGUGUUGUAGGGACAUUGCACAUGCGCAUUAAUAAUAGUAUUCGCAAAAUGGCUAGGCCUGUCAACACACAACUCUUGAACUUCCUGCCAGGGCUUCAAGUGAUAAUGCGCGUGUGCAAUGACCCUGAAACGGGGGCUAGUGCAUGACUGGACGACAGGCAUGAUUCAUCUUCCAAACAAUUAUGGUUCCUAUGUGAGAAAUUGUUUUGUGAUAGCCCAAAGAGCCACCAUUUGUAAGCCUAUACAUCCUUUUUUCUUAAGAAUACUAAAAAUUCAUUCCAGCCUCCAUAUUCUUUAGAAUGUUUUGUUUUCAGCCCAAGUUUUCUUAUAUUUUCAAAUCUGAUUCGCUUUCUGGGGAACAUAACUCGCUAUUGAAUAGAAACCACGCUUCUUGAAAAAUCUAGAUGUCGAGAUACCGUAAAUCCUUGAAUUAGCCCUCCUGGGGGUUAUUUAUUUUUAUCUUUUUGGAAUAGGAGCUAUUCGAGGGGGUGCUUAUGUGAGGUGGGGGCUUAUAUAAUUAUACUAGACAUCCAGAAGACAUAAUCAAAAGACCUCGUAUAUUUUUUUAGGAAUUUCUUUAAUAAAAUUUAAUUAAUUAUCAAAAAAAGUAUAAAUUUUUAUGAAAGUUCAUAGAUGCACAAGGAUACAGCUACUUAAACAAGCAACAAAACCUACGCAACCAUGCUCCUUGAGUAGCUUUGAUGGAAUAUUGCCAAAAAGUGUAGCCUUAUUUGUAAGCUUGAUUAAAAUUAAUUCUGAUCACGUUUAAUGUGUAACAGGGUACACCUUUUCCAUGCUCCUUGGGCUUUUAGUUUUGGCACAGAUUGCAUGAUUGUGUAGUUUGUGUUUAUUGUAGCAGUGCUCGAGUAAGCUUUACAUUGUGUCUUUUAUACGGCUAUAGCAACAAGCGUGCAAAUGUGCAUUGGCCUUGGGUAUAUCAACUUUGUGUUGGCAUAGUUUCAUUCUCACACGUUACACGACCCACAUCUAGGUAUUUUCAGGUUCUUACAGGCAAGCUAAGUUCUCUUUUUUUUCUUCUUGCAUUAGUUAAUGGCCUGCAACUUUUGAACGAACAAGAUGUUGCUAGUCAGUGGAAGAAGGCCAUUGUUCUUCUUCUCAACCACCUCAAAAACGAAUGGGGCAUUAUUUAUGGCCAUCUUUCCGAUUUGUGUACCAACAGCCCAAAAUAAAUGGUUCAAAUGAUGAGAGAACAAUGGUAAAACUCUUAUGAUUGAUAAUGGUAAAUAUCCUGAGCACCAUUCUUCCUUUAAUUGCUGUUUGGUAACCUGGAUCAAUUUUUGAUUCAAUUUUUCCAUUCAGUUUUGAUUCAGUUUUAAGUUUGGAUAUAGUGAUUGGGUCAAAAAAGAAUCCAGCUGCAGCUGGAAAACGUGCUAGAAUAGUUUUUAUGCUGGAAUGGUUUGCAUACUUUUCAAUUGCUUUAGCAACUGGAUCAGCACCAUUUUUUCUCCCCUCCUAACAUUCUCGCCAGGCCAGGCAUAUGGGCAAGGUAGGAUUCAACGCAAACGCCAUUUUGAGCCAAGCUCUCCAGGAAAAAUUUAUGUUGACAAUUUCAUUCUUGUUUUAAAAAUCAUUUUUCGAUAAAGGUUUUGCAUGAAAAUUUCCAAUUUGAUCAUCCUUUCUGAAAUUCUUCGACAUUCACAGAUUUUCUAUUUUGUUGAUUUCUAACUUUUUAGUUUGGUUUUACGGCUCUGCUCAUAUGUUUGUGUUUGUCCGAUUUAAACAGCUCAUCAAUCUUGUGUUUUGACAAAUUGAUUUUAAAGAGCGAUGAAUACAGUAAAGUAGCAAAUAAGGAACGUGCCGAGAACCAACGACAUAAACACACGUAAUUUGACUAUGGUUCAUAUUUUUCCCCAGCAUAUGGGGCUUCACAAAAGCCAAAGAAUACAGUAAUUAGUUUAUUGACUGGUACUCUAGUACAGAUAAAAAUUCAGCCGCCCGCCAGAUCAUUAGAAAAA